ACUGAAGGAAGGAAAGGAGAAAGGGAGAGAAGAACUAAGGCUGCUCUGGCUUUCCAGAUCUACUUCCUGAAGCAGCUGAGUGUGCCUGGAGAGCUGGGAAGGCCAGAGGCAGUCCUUUCAAAUCCUUGGAAGGAGGCUGACUGCCGAAGCUUCCUUCAUUGAGAGAUAAGGACCAUGGCAUUUUGGAGGAGCAAGCAGACAACCACAGGCUCCUACCUGGAGAAAAGGGCAGAUCUGAUGGAUGCUUUGUGGGCUCUUUCCUGACUUCCAGAUCCAGAAUCGCCUGCUUCACACAGGGUCUACAUACUGUGGAGCUCAUGAUGGUUCUGAGUGGGGCACUAUGCUUCCGAAUGAAGGAUUCAGCCUUGAAGGUACUGUAUCUGCACAAUAACCAGCUGCUGGCUGGAGGACUGCACGCAGAGAAGGUCAUUAAAGGUGAGGAGAUCAGUGUUGUCCCAAAUCGGGCACUGGAUGCCAGUCUGUCCCCUGUCAUCCUGGGCGUUCAAGGAGGAAGCCAGUGCCUAUCUUGUGGGACAGAGAAAGGGCCAAUUCUGAAACUUGAGCCAGUGAACAUCAUGGAGCUCUACCUCGGGGCCAAGGAAUCAAAGAGCUUCACCUUCUACCGGCGGGAUAUGGGUCUUACCUCCAGCUUCGAAUCCGCUGCCUACCCAGGCUGGUUCCUCUGCACCUCACCGGAAGCUGACCAGCCUGUCAGGCUCACUCAGAUCCCUGAGGACCCCGCCUGGGAUGCUCCCAUCACAGACUUCUACUUUCAGCAGUGUGACUAGGGCUGCGUGGUCCCCAAAACUCCAUAAGCAGAGGCAGAGUAGGCAGUGGCGGCUCCUGAUAGAGGAUAGAGAGACAGAGGAGCUCCACAGUAGGUGGCUUACUCCUCUCCUUCCCUACUGGACUCCCGCUUCUGACCUAAGGCACACAGACACUCUCUUCUCCUGCAUCCCAGUGCUGGUAAAUCUUCUGGUAUUUGGAGCUCAAUGUGUAGAUUCUUUCAGAUUGGAUGGUACUACCUCUGGUGUGGAACCCAAUAGAAACCACGUAGGACCAACAAAGAGCAACAUAAAAGAUUCUUGGGUGAAGAAGAGGUGGGAACUGUUCAUACAUAGUAAGAUCUGACACAGUACCUCAGAAGUCCUGCCAUUCCUUAUGUUCUGGAGAAAGUGGAGGGGGGGUCACCAAGACUUUCUCUGGCUGGCUGGGCCCUUUCCCUCAACCUUUCUGACAUCUGCAGCCUCUCUCAUUCUUGCCUUCAUUCUCUGGCCCUGAACCGAGAGGGUGAUAUCAGGAUAGCUGACAGAAGAUGACCAGGCACACUGUCCUGGUUUGAAACCAGAGGGGACAAUAAAAAACCCUGAUUCUGGUCUCUACUCACAUAAAAAGAAGCUUGUGAACAUUAAGUGGGAAGAGAUUGCUACUAAAUAACAUACCUUGUAAUUUCAUCUUAAUUAAAAUAUACUUCUCUAUAUUAUAUAUUUUAAAAGGGAUCUGGAGUGUUUACAUCAAUUGUAGCCAUGUCCAGGUGGGGGCAAGAGAGGUGACUUUCUAUUUGUGUCUAUUACCUUUUCCAUUAUGGAGGUGGGUUAUUUGCAUAAUAAUAAAAAGAGAUCACUAUAGAGGGAAGUGAAGCAGACCUAGUUUCUGGUCAUCCUCACCAUCUGCUAGAGAGAAAUCCAAACUGAGCUCAUUGGUUCUAAGUGGCAGGAGCAGGGAGCAAGAGGCAGACUCCAGAAAAGCUAGGAAGAAUGUGAAGGGUUUAUCUCCUGGGUAAGGGAUUUACAGAAGAAAUAAAGAAUAGAAGAAAAAAGUAGAGGGAGAAAUGGAGGGAGGAAGGGG
Mus musculus (house mouse) is the source of this 1848-nucleotide messenger RNA. RefSeq names its product interleukin 36 receptor antagonist (gene Il36rn). Gene Ontology annotation, biological process: negative regulation of cytokine-mediated signaling pathway; negative regulation of type II interferon production; negative regulation of interleukin-17 production. The transcript has 6 exons. Gene Ontology annotation, cellular component: extracellular region; cytoplasm. Bases 318 to 788 code for a protein of 156 amino acids. The record is from RefSeq and is marked validated. Gene Ontology annotation, molecular function: interleukin-1 receptor binding; cytokine activity. Lineage: Eukaryota; Metazoa; Chordata; Mammalia; Rodentia; Muridae.